This is a messenger RNA of Gossypium arboreum, 1185 nucleotides long. RefSeq lists its product as uncharacterized. Bases 1 to 1185 code for a protein of 394 amino acids. The transcript is spliced from 5 exons. Gene Ontology annotation, molecular function: nucleic acid binding. NCBI's taxonomy places the organism in Eukaryota, Viridiplantae, Streptophyta, Magnoliopsida, Malvales, Malvaceae. The record is from RefSeq and is a predicted model, not a curated record.
AUGGAUAAGGUAUAUAGAUGGGUUCCAUUAGAGAUUCAGGGUGUGGUAUUUUUGACUGAAUUAAUCGAGUUGCCUUUUGGUGAGUUUGAUCUGAUUCUAGGAAUGGAUUGGUUCAUGGAACAUCGAGUCAGUCUAGAUUGUGCCUCUAAGAGGGUUACUCUGAGAACUGAUAAGAAUAGUGAGAUUGUUAUGAUUGGUGAGCCUAGGGAUUACCUCUCCAACGUAAUCUCCGCCAUUGUAGUUGAAAAGCUAGUCAAGAAAAGUUGCGAGGCAUACCUUGCCUUCGUGUCUGAUUCUACUUCUGCAAAGCUUUCUGUAAGGGAUAUUUAUACUGUGAGGGGCUUCCCAGAUGUCUUUUCUGAGAAGUUGCCCAAGGUACCUCUAGAUAGUUACCAUCAGCUCAAGGUUAAGGAGACUAAUAUGUACAAGACCACUUUCAAGACUUGUUAUGGACAUUACGAGUUCUUGGUUAUGCCUUUCAGUUUGACAAACACUCUGGCUACAUUUAUGGAUUUAAUAAACCAGGAGGUUUCUUUUCUGGGGUAUGUGGUGAUUGCAGAAAGGAUUCGAGUUGAUCCUAAGAAAAUUGAAGAUGUAGUCGAGUGGAAACAGUUGAAAAAUUCAAGCUUCGAAAAACUCAAGUCUGUUCUGACACAAGCUCCUGUUUUGGUUCAGCCUAAGCCGGGUUGGGAGUUCAUGGUGUACAAUGAUGCAUCCCACGUCAGUUUGGGAUGUGUCUUGAUGCUGAGUGGCAAGGUGGGAAAUAAAAUGUAUCAGGACCUCCAAGAACUUUAUUGGUGGCCUGGGCUGAAACGAGAAGUGACUACCCUUGUAUCGCACUAUCUGACAUGUCAGAAGGUGAAAGCCAAACAUCAGUUGCCUUCUAGUCUGCUUCAACCAAUUAAGAUUCCUCUGUGGAAGUGGAAGCGAGUAACGAUAGACUUUGUGAGUGGGUUGCCUUUGACACCCACUAAGAAGGACUCAGUUUGGGUUAUCGUUAAUCGGUUGACCAAGUUCACUCAUGUCGUUCCUAUCAAGACAGAUUACUCAUUGCAGAAUCUCACUAAGCUGUAUGUUUCUGAAAUCGUAAGACUGCACAAGGUGUCGGUCUUAAUCAUUGCAGACAGAGAUCCACAUUUUACUUCUCAAUUUUGGAAGAAGCUUCAUAAGGCGCUAGACACUUGA